Acaulospora morrowiae is the source of this 489-nucleotide messenger RNA. The record is from the annotation of a GenBank genome assembly. Lineage: Eukaryota; Fungi; Glomeromycota; Glomeromycetes; Diversisporales; Acaulosporaceae.
AGUUACAAGGUCAACUAUGCACACCUCGUACCUCCUAUAUUACUAUUAUUAGUCAAAAGUCCAAUUGUUAAGGAGUAUGACUUGUCAAGUUUACGAAUGGUCACCAGUAGUGCUGCUCCUCUUAGCACACGAUUAGUGACUGAUAUAUUUGAGAUUUAUAAUAUUCACGUCAAACAAGGAUAUGGACUUACCGAAGCAUCUCCACUUAUUACUCUUGUUGAUGAGAAAAAUAUUGUUCAAGGCAUCAUGAGAUUUGAUAUUUUAAAAGCCAAGAUAAUAUCGGAGGAUGGAAAAGAGUUGGGAUGCAAUGAACCUGGGGAAUUGUGUAUUCGAGGUCCUAAUGUGAUGAAGGGGUAUUUAAAUAAUAAGGAAGCGACGGACUCUUCAUUUGACAAAGAUGGAUUUUUCCAUACAGGGGAUGUCGUGACCAUCGAUAGUCAAGGGAACUUAUUCAUCGUUGAUCGUGUUAAAGAGUUAAUCAAAUAUAAG